UCUCAUCACGUUGUCUAUUAGCAAAUAAAUAAAUUGUUGACUCAAAAAUUAUAUUGUGAAGUCCAAUGAGUGCCGAAUUUAUUAAUCCUGAAACAAUAAACUCGAGUCUCAACUGGGAAACAAGAAACCCUCAUCUCCAAUCUGUCUGCUAAAUAUGCCGCUAAGCGCAACGAUGGUGGGAGCCUUGCUGGGACUGGGUACCCAGAUGUACUCCAAUGCCCUGCGCAAGCUUCCUUACAUGCGCCAUCCAUGGGAGCAUUUGCUGGGAAUGGGGCUGGGCGCGGUCUUCGCUAAUCAGAUGGUGAAGUGGGAGGCCAAAGCCCAGGAAGAUCUCGACAAGUUACUCCUGAAGGCCAAACAAGCCAAUGAACGCCGCUACUUUGACGAUGACGAAGACUAAAAGCUAGGGGGAACUUGUUGAAGCGCAAUUGCUUUGGGAUUCAUUUGUCAAAGAAUGUAAUAACUGUGCAAAUUCUUGUCCUGGGUUAUAAACAAUUGCUUUGCCUAAUCAUUUUUCCCCUUUUGGAAGGUUUUAGCAUUUCCCUUUCUGUUUGAUUUUACUUCUGGUGCAGCAAUAUUUGUUAAUGACUCGUUUGAGGUGUAUUUGACAAUAAAAUUCCAUUGCUACAAACCGAUUUUGAGAAGGAAUAUAAACAUGCAGAACACAGUUUACUCUUCUA
Messenger RNA from Olea europaea var. sylvestris, 680 nucleotides. RefSeq lists its product as uncharacterized. NCBI's taxonomy places the organism in Eukaryota, Viridiplantae, Streptophyta, Magnoliopsida, Lamiales, Oleaceae. The record is from RefSeq and is a predicted model, not a curated record. Bases 155 to 400 code for a protein of 81 amino acids. The transcript is spliced from 4 exons.